Drosophila innubila is the source of this 1338-nucleotide messenger RNA. It is a transcript of the gene vermilion, whose product is annotated as tryptophan 2,3-dioxygenase. The transcript is spliced from 6 exons. The record is from RefSeq and is a predicted model, not a curated record. Gene Ontology annotation, molecular function: L-tryptophan 2,3-dioxygenase activity; metal ion binding; heme binding. Lineage: Eukaryota; Metazoa; Arthropoda; Insecta; Diptera; Drosophilidae. The coding region runs from base 105 to 1247 and encodes 380 amino acids.
GGACUGUGACGGGUGUACGGCUCGAAGCAACGACUGACGGUUCAGUCUGCCACUUGACGUGCUUCGAGUCGCAACACAAAUACAAUCACAAUAAAUAGAAAAACAUGAGCUGCCCUUAUGCUAGCAAUUGCAAUGAUCAUGAUGAAUCAGCUUUACCAUUGACCACUGAGGUGGGCAAAAUCUAUGGCGAGUAUCUGAUGCUGGACAAGUUGUUGGAUGCACAGUGUAUGCUCUCCAAGGAGGACAAGAGACCCGUUCACGAUGAGCAUCUCUUUAUUAUAACGCAUCAGGCUUAUGAGCUGUGGUUCAAACAAAUCAUCUUUGAAUUCGACUCCAUACGCGACAUGCUCAAUCCGGAGGUCAUCGAUGAGACCAAAACCCUGGAAAUUGUCAAGCGAUUGAAUCGCGUUGUCCUUAUACUAAAGUUGCUGGUGGAUCAGGUGCCCAUAUUGGAGACAAUGACACCGCUGGACUUUAUGGACUUUCGCAAGUACCUGGCGCCUGCAUCGGGCUUUCAAUCGCUGCAGUUUCGCCUAAUGGAGAAUAAACUGGGUGUGCUCACCGAUCAGCGUGUGAAGUACAAUCAAAAGUACACGGAUGUCUUUGGCAACGAUGCACAAGCUCUCAAUGCGAUACGCAGCUCGGAGGAUGAGCCAUCGUUGCUGGAGCUGGUGCAGAGAUGGUUGGAGCGUACGCCGGGAUUAGAGGAGGAUGGUUUCAAUUUUUGGGCGAAAUUUCAACAGAGUGUCGAUCAGUUUUUGGCCGCACAAGUGCAGAGUGCUCUCUUGGAGCCCGUUGAGCGGGCCAAGAACUAUAGGCUCAUGGAUAUUGAGAAGCGUCGUGAGGUUUAUCGCUCCAUUUUCGAUCCAGCCGUACACGAGGCGAUGGUCAAGCGCGGUGAUCGUCGGUUCAGCCAUGGAGCUCUACAGGGCGCCAUCAUGAUCACCUUCUAUCGCGAUGAGCCUCGUUUCAGUCAGCCUCAUCAGCUGCUCACUUUGCUCAUGGACAUUGACUCGCUGAUCACCAAGUGGCGCUAUAAUCAUGUGAUCAUGGUGCAACGCAUGAUCGGUUCACAGCAACUGGGAACUGGCGGCUCUUCCGGCUAUCAAUAUCUACGCUCUACACUCAGUGAUCGCUAUAAAGUAUUUCUCGAUCUGUUCAAUCUGUCAACGUUUUUGAUACCUCGCGAGGCCAUUCCCCCCUUGGACGAGUCUAUACGUAGCAAGCUGAUUCACAAAAGCACCUGAGAAUCAGAUCUUCUGCAGAUUUGGAGUUCUGAAGAUCAAUAGAAAAAUUUUUUAGCUUAAAUUUCAGUCGAAUAAAACAAAUUAAAACUAA